AUGCUGCUUGUCCAAUGCUGCCCCCUGGUGGGGAAGCAGAGUCCGCAGCUGGACCAGAACCACCUCCGACCACCUCUGCCACACCACUGGUCUUUCUGGCUCGUCCAGUUGUCCCGCGUCCGGCCGCUCCUGCGCCGAGUCCUGAGUCUUGGGUGGAUAAUCCGUCUUGAACCGGCACUUCGACGUUUCUCCUUCCUCUUUCCCAGUCUACGUCCCAGUUUCUGCUCCAGCCUCUCCUGCUGGCAGGCCCCGGCCAGUUCCAUUGCCAAGAUUAACCUUUGCCUGGCUCGUCUUCAGCUUGAGGCAGGGAAGGUGUGUAAGGCAGACCACGAGCUGCGAUUACAGAUUCACCGACAUCUGAACAGCCUGGACCCUCAGAGUCACCGACAUCUGAACAGCCUGGACCCUCAGAGUCACCGACAUCUGAACAGCCUGGACCCUCAGAGUCACCGACAUCUGAACAGCCUGGACCCUCAGAGUCACCGACAUCUGAACAGCCUGGACCCUCAGAGUCACCGACAUCUGAACAGCCUGGACCCUCAGAGAGGCAGCAGGAGGCAGCAGGAGGAGACAGCAGGAGGCAGCAGGAGGAGACAGCAGGAGGCAGCAGGAGGCAGCAGGAGACAGCAGGAGGCAGCAGGAGGAGACAGCAGGAGGCAGCAGGAGGAGACAGCAGGAGGAGACAGCAGGAGGCAGCAGGAGGCAGCAGGAGACAGCAGGAGGCAGCAGGAGGAGUCGGCAGGAGGCAGCAGGAGGAAACAGCAGGAGGCAGCAGGAGGAGACAGCAGGAGGAGACAGCAGGAGGCAGCAGGAGGCAGCAGGAGACAGCAGGAGGCAGCAGGAGGAGUCGGCAGGAGGCAGCAGGAGGAAACAGCAGGAGGCAGCAGGAGGAGGCAGCAGGAGGAGACAGCAGGAGGCAGCAGGAGGAGACAGCAGGAGGCAGCAGGAGGAGACAGCAGGAGGAGACAGCAGGAGGCAGCAGGAGGAGACAGCAGGAGGCAGCAGGAGGAGGCAGCAGGAGGAAACAGCAGGAGGAGACAGCAGGAGGAGACAGCAGGAGGAGACAGCGGGAGGCAGCAGGAGGAGGCGGCAGGAGGAGACAGCAGGAGGCAGCAGGAGGAGGCGGCAGGAGGAGACAGCAGGAGGCAGCAGGAGGAGGCAGGAGACAGCAGGAGGAGGUAG
This is a messenger RNA of Knipowitschia caucasica, 1182 nucleotides long. NCBI's taxonomy places the organism in Eukaryota, Metazoa, Chordata, Actinopteri, Gobiiformes, Gobiidae. The record is from the annotation of a GenBank genome assembly.